AGAGAUGAAUUACAGGAAGCAUAGAGCUUCUCUUCAUUCUGUGGUUUGAACUGAUGAAUCCAUGGGCAUCUGUCAACUUAUUUUCUAGGAAGAACACUUAUACAGUGACAACCACAAAAAAAUUUUAUGUUUGGCAACAUACAAUAUGCAUAAUGUGAGGUGAUCAAAGAAAGUCAGUGUGUGCUCUUUUCAGUCAUAUCAUUACAGAAUAGUAAACAUUCUAUUCCACAACCUAAUUUUGAAAAUGUUUAAUUCACAGAAUAUUGUGCAGUACAAACCAGAUUUAGAACGUUGAUCAGUAUGAGAGGAGUAUAUAGUUCUGAAGAUACCUUAAGCAAACACAGACUGGAUUAGGAACUCUAUUUUAUGAGGACAGUAUAUCAGCCACCAAACCAUACCACUAUUGCUUAGGCAAGAAACAAGACGCGUUCAUUUUCAGAUGAACUGGAGAAGCAAUACUUGAAUCCUUGCAAGACAUCUUAAAGAAAAAAGGAUUCUCAGAAAAACAUGACAAGAUGCAACGUAGGGUGAAGAUCUUACAGGAAGUGCUUGGUAUCAUCUGCACCAGCUGUAAACGCUCUCAGAAAUAUCCUACAUUGCCUGCAUACUACAUAUUUACCAAGUGUUCUGCGACUUCAGCAAGCAUUUCCAGUCUCUUCAACUUCUUGCACUUUACAGUUUCCUUUCAAAGGUCCAGCCUGCUAUUGACUGCAAUAAUGUCCCUGCAAAUGGUUUCAGUGAACAGCAGUACCAACCUAAUACAGCCAGGAUUCUCCUUACUCAAUUUUCAUGGUGAAGUCUUUCUUUUUGGGCAAAAAGGGUGGCCUAAACGAUCCUGCAGCACAGGCAUUUUUCUUCUUCAUCUCAAGGACCAUCUACUGAAACUUAAACCCGUUUCAUUUUCAUCGGAAUCAUGCUACCUUCCACCGCUGCGCCGGCCUGCAAUAACUCAUUACUCGGAUCCCUCAGAAACAGGAAGCCUUUAUUAUAUCAUUCACGGUGGGAGAACUCCGAAUAGUGAAGUGCCUAAUUCACUUUACGUCAUGAGGGUUUAUGACAAUACUGCCAAAAAGAGAACAUCUCUUUGUUGCAGUGAAAAAAAUCUGAAAGGAGAUGUCCCCACAGGAAGAUAUGGCCACACCAUCAAUGUGAUUCAGAGCAAGGGACAAACUAUAUGUGUCUUGUUUGGGGGUAGAUCCUACCAGCCUCCUGGGCAAAGAACCACAGAAAACUGGAACAGCUUAGUCGAUUGUUUGCCUGAGGUUUUUCUGAUUGAUAUGAACACCGGCCAUUGCACAUCCCACAUGCUACCAGAAAUAGAAGAAGGAUUUUCAUUCCAUGUUGCUGUUUCAAAAAUUGACACCAUCUAUAUAUUAGGUGGCCACUCCAUCAAAGACAAUCAUCGCCCUGAAAGAUUGCUUAGUCUAAAAGUAGAUCUUUCAGGCAUCCAUCCCAGUGUUAAAUGUACAGUACUGAAUGGGGGUAUCUCUGUAUCAAGUGCAAUAGUGACCCAAGCUGGCAAAGAUGAAUUCAUCAUUGUUGGCGGCUAUGAAUCUGAGAGCAAGAAGCGAAUCAUUUGUAACACCAUCGUUUUGGAGGAUGAUAGCAUUCAGAUAUUGGAUAAAGAUCCCCCAAUAUGGACUAGUGAUAUAAACACAAGCAAAACCUGGUUUGGCAGCGAUAUGGGAAGUGGUGCAGUGUUAAUAGGAAUUCCUGGAAAUACAAAACAGGAUACAUCAGAAGCAAACUACUUCUAUAUAGCAAAUUUUGGACAGCCAAAAGAGGAGAGCCAAAUGUCUGCCAGCCAGGAAUCCUUUACUGAUCCUGAGGAAUGCAGUGCAUUUGAAGAUUCAGAAGAAUUUCACUUUGUAGUUGAACCAGAUCCCUCUGAAUAUGUGGAAAACUUGAAUGAAGGUGAUGAAGAAGGAUAUUGGAUAAAAUGCAGUGCCAACUGCAAUAUGAAUAUCAAGAUCUGGGUGCCCUAUUAUUCCACAGAACUCAAUAAACCAGCAAUGAUCUUCUGUUCAAAUGCAGGUGAUGAUGGACACUGGGUACAUGCUCAGUGCAUGAAUCUCACAGAAUCACAGCUAAUCCAGUUUUCUCAGGAGAACAUAACGUACUUUUGCAAUGAACACUUUAUUGAUAGAAGCAUUAAAACUCCACCAAAGAUAAAGCAGAUAAAGCGAACACCAAUAAAAACCCCACGUAAGAAGUCACCAGCAACACUGAAAAGGACACCAAUGAAGAAAAGCUUCCUGAAGAGACUGUUUGAUUGAAAUUGUAAAACUUAUAACAAAAAUACUGCAUGCAGAUAAUUAUAAACAGUACAGGGUUCUGACUUUUAGCAUAUUCCAGACCUAUUACUGCAUUAAGAUAUCAGUCGUUAUUUUGUGGAAUAUAAAUGCAGCAACCAGGCAGCUAAAGGCCAUCUCUGGAUUAGUUAAUGUCAUUUACUGAUAACAAGGUGGAAAUUAUUUCUUAUUGAACAAAAGUUUAAAUAAACUGAUUUAACAAAAGAUGCCGUUUGGUCAAAUGUGACUAUUAUUAUAUUGUAAAUUGCACAAAUUUCUCAGAAUACAAUAAAACACAACACAUUGAAAAGCAAUAAACUCUGUUGUGUAAUGGGUCAUAAGGAAUAGGAGUAGAAUUAGGCCAUUUGGCCCAUCAAGUCUAUUCUGUCAUUCAAUCAUGGCUGAUCUAUCUCUCCCUCCCAACCCCAUUCUCCUGCCUUCUCCCCAUAACCUCUGACACCUGUACUAAUCAAGAAUCUAUUUGUCUCUGCCUUACAAAUAUCCACAGACUUGACAUCCACAGCCUUCUGUGACAAAGAAUUCCACAGAUUCACCACCCUCUGACUAAAUACAUUUCUCAUCUCCUUCCUAAAAGAGCGCCCUUUAAUUCUGAGGCUAUGACCUCUAGUCCUAGACUCUCCCACUCAUGGAAACAUCCUCUCCACAUCCACUCUAUCCAGCCCUUUCACUAUUCUGUAUGUUCCAAUUAGGUCCCCCCUCAUUCUUCUAAACUCCAGCGAGUCCAGUCCCAGUGCCGACAAACGCUCAUCGUAGGUUAACCUACUCAUUCCUGGGAUCAUUCGUGUAAACCUCCUCUGAACCCUCUCAAGAGUCAGCACGUCCUUCCUCAGAUAUGGUGCCCAAAAUUGCUCACAAAAUACCAAAUGCAGCCUUACCAGCGCCUUAUAGAGCCUCAACAUUACAUCCCUGUUUUUGUAUACAAGCCCUCUUGAAAUAAAUGCAAGCAUUGAGUUUGCUUUCUUUAUUACCAAUGGGAACCUAUGUUUAAAUUAUAUUUAAAUAUUAUUUGAUCUUGAACAAUUUCAUAAGGUUACCUUCACUAUUUCUUUGCGUUAGUGCCUUGAAUGCUGCAUUCCAAGGGAUAUGGGGAGGAGAAUGGGGUUGAGAGGGAUAGAUCAGCUAUGAUUGAAUGGUAGAGUAGACUCGUUGGGUUGAAUGGUCUAAUUCUGCACCCAUGACUUUUGAACCUAUGAACAUAUUUG
Leucoraja erinaceus (little skate) is the source of this 3514-nucleotide messenger RNA. RefSeq names its product recombination activating gene 2 (gene rag2). Gene Ontology annotation, biological process: V(D)J recombination. The record is from RefSeq and is a predicted model, not a curated record. NCBI's taxonomy places the organism in Eukaryota, Metazoa, Chordata, Chondrichthyes, Rajiformes, Rajidae. Bases 516 to 2276 code for a protein of 586 amino acids. The transcript is spliced from 4 exons. Gene Ontology annotation, cellular component: nucleus; DNA recombinase complex. Gene Ontology annotation, molecular function: protein binding; sequence-specific DNA binding.